CUCUGCUUUUUUUUUUUUUUUCUCUUUCAAUGAUGGGUACGCUUCACCUCUAAGUUUUGACCAAAGAAAGUUUCUUCAUUUCUCUUCUCUUCUCUCUUGUGGUCACCGUUUCAUUGGGAUAUACCAGAGAAUGCUAAGAUUCACUCUUCAUCUCUCGACUUCGUCAUGAGUUUCUUCUCUGCUUGUCAAUGGAGAUGAUGAGCUCUUCUUCUUCUUCUACUCAAGUCGUAUCAUUCAGAGACAUGGGGAUGUAUGAACCAUUUCAACAGUUAUCUGGUUGGGAGAAUCCUUUCAAAGAUGUCAACAAUAUUGAUAACAACAAUCAGAACAACAAUCAGAGUUCUUCAACCACACUUGAGGUUGAUGCUAGACCAGAACCAGAUGAUAACAAUAGAGCCAAUUAUGCUUCUUUGUAUAAUAACUCUGUUGAAGCAGAACCUUCUAGUAAUAAUGAUCAAGACGAAGACCGGAUCAAUGAUAAGAUGAAACGGCGUUUGGCUCAGAAUCGAGAAGCUGCUCGCAAAAGCCGUUUGAGAAAGAAGGCCCAUGUCCAACAGUUAGAAGAAAGCCGGUUGAAGUUGUCACAGCUCGAGCAGGAACUUGUAAGAGCAAGGCAACAGGGAUUAUGCGUUCGCAAUUCAUCAGACACUAGUUAUCUAGGACCAGCUGGGAACAUGAACUCAGGGAUUGCUGCAUUUGAGAUGGAAUACACACACUGGCUCGAAGAGCAAAACAAGAGAGUUAGUGAGAUUCGAACAGCGCUUCAAGCUCAUAUAAGUGACAUUGAGCUUAAAAUGCUGGUUGAUACUUGCUUGAACCACUACGCAAAUCUCUUCCGCAUGAAAGCUGAUGCUGCAAAGGCUGAUGUGUUCUUCUUGAUGUCGGGAAUGUGGCGAACUUCAACUGAACGCUUCUUCCAAUGGAUUGGAGGUUUCCGUCCAUCCGAACUGUUGAAUGUUGUGAUGCCAUACAUUGAGCCCUUAACCGAUCAACAAAUCUUGGCGGUGCGUAACCUCCAACAAUCAUCUCAGCAAGCAGAGGAGGCUCUCUCUCAAGGCUUAGAUAAACUUCAGCAGGGUUUGGUCGAAAGCAUAGCAGUUCAGAUAAAAGUUGUUGAGUCUGCGAAUCACAGUGCUCAAAUGGCUUCGGCCAUGGAUAAUCUUCAAGCAUUGGAGACUUUUGUGAACCAGGCGGAUCAUCUAAGGCAGCAGACUCUGCAACAAAUGAGUAAGAUCUUGACAACAAGACAGUCAGCUCGAGGCUUGCUCGCUCUAGGAGAGUACUUCCACAGGCUUCGUGCUCUUAGUUCUCUUUGGGCAGCUCGUCCACGAGAACACACUUAACAAGUUAGGAGAGAGACAAAGGGAAGAGAAAGAAGCCAAGGAAGAGUCUUCAACCUUGGAUGAUGUUAGCUAGGAACUUGUUUAUCUCUCAUAAAAGUGUUUGGGAAUGUAUGCUCCAUUAGAGCAUCACCUUCCUCAUUGAAGUUUUUGGUUUACAGAAAACGAAUAAGGUGUAAAUUUGGGUGGAAACAUUUGAUAAAUAAGGCUCCUUCAUAUUUGUAAAAUAUAACAGGGUUUGCAGUCUUCUUAUAUGAGAAUUUGUUUCCCAGUC
Capsella rubella is the source of this 1614-nucleotide messenger RNA. RefSeq names its product transcription factor TGA3. Gene Ontology annotation, molecular function: sequence-specific DNA binding; DNA-binding transcription factor activity. Bases 189 to 1343 code for a protein of 384 amino acids. NCBI's taxonomy places the organism in Eukaryota, Viridiplantae, Streptophyta, Magnoliopsida, Brassicales, Brassicaceae. The transcript has 9 exons. The record is from RefSeq and is a predicted model, not a curated record. Gene Ontology annotation, biological process: regulation of DNA-templated transcription; DNA-templated transcription.